GCCUCUUCUCCUCAGACACUUUUCUGCUAUUCGGCUUCCUGUUACGACUUCAAAUUGUUUCACUGCGUCCACUCCAAUGUCUAAUUUGUCCUAAUAAAAGACAAAUGGUCACGUUGCAUCUUUGCUGUCCAUCAGAAGUUUUAUUUUAUCAUUUGGUCACAGUGAUUUACUUCUUAUGUGGACAGGAUUUUUAAGGUUUUAUUUUUCUGUGACAUUAGAUGGCAGUAAAGCACUGUGUAGAAGAUGGAUUUAUGUAUACGUGUGUGUGUGAGAGAGAAGCAUUUGUUAAUAAGACAAACAAUGAAACUGUGACAUUUUGGUGCCGUCCUCCUUCACGAUGAAUUUGAAAUGAUACAUGUUGAGGUUUAUCAUUUAUUUAAGCCAACUCUAGUAGAGUACAUUUCUGAAACCAUCUUGCGUCACCUCUGCUCAAACAUUAAACUGCUCCAAAGAGGAACAGCAGAUGUUCGUGUCGAGUAACAAGCAGCAACGCAAAAUGUUUCAGUCCACUUUCUAAACCUGGCUCCAUAUAUUGCAUUGAAUGUGAUUUUACAGCUACACUGGAUUGAGUCAAUGCAAAGUCUUAAUUAAUGUUAUAAUCCACACUCACUAUAAGUAGAUUUUUACCUCAGGACUGAAUCAGGAAGACAUGAUCUGAGAGCUUGUGUUUACAAAGUGACAAAACAUAAAAACUGCACUUUAUUAUGUUGACAACAGAACAGUUCAGCACUGAAAUAAAUCAGUUUUGCACGUCUCACAUUGACAGAGCCCCUGUCACGUGAUCAGCCGCAACGUCUGUUAAACUUUUUUUUUGACCAAUCACAGCGAAGAGAGAGGGCGCAGGUCACUGUGGUUUGCAGUUUAAUUAAAAUCCAAAUUAAUAUUCAGACAGAGCAUCGUAGAACGGUAUUAUUAUUGCUUUAUGGAAAAGCUCUUAAUACUAAGUUAGAUAAUAAGUCUCCAUAUAUAUAUAUAUCCGUCUACAUUUAAAAUGUUAGUGUCGAUCUGUUUAUGUUCACAGUUGACAGUGAGAUGUAUAUAAUAUAACUAUUGCAUGUUUAUCCAUCCUCGGGGAGAGCAAUUCCUUACGUUUCUGGGUCUUUCUUCUCUUCAAACGUUGUGUUUCAUCACUUUUGUUGAGCAUACAGGAUGUUGCACCAUGUUUAAAUGAAAGUUCUGUUUUUGUUUUUUGUUUUUUUAAACACUAUAGUUUUCCAAAAGUGACCACUCCCACACAAGGAUAAGGUAAUUUAACAGAUUACUUAGAACAACCAAUGAAGUAAAAAUGUUUAUUUGUAAAGUAUAUUCUUUACUUUAAAAGAAGACAUCCUGUUUUCUUUAUUUGUUGGUCAGUCACCUCCUUUGUACACUUUGCAAUAUGCUCCAAGUCUGCAUUAUUAUUUUUUAGUAUUGCAUCUCUUUGUUUUAGCGAAUACUGAAGUUGUGUACAUGUUGUGUUCCCAUGCAGACGAGGCCCUGAUGUGUAACUGCUGUGAUUCACAGGAGAGCGGUCUCUGUACCACGACCAUGAACCAGAUCUGUGCGAAACCAUUUAACCGUUGAGUGAAACACGUCCAGUGGGCAGAAGACCCAGGGCAGAGCUGGAGGGAAUACAUCUCCCAUCUGGCCUCUGAAUGUCUCAAGCUUCAACAGGAGCAGAUGGAGGAAGUAGCUGGAGGAGAUUCACAUCUGGACUGAGCUGCUUUGUUUGCUGCCACUCUGACCACAUGCAACAGCAACAACAACAAAAAACCAGAAGUGAGUCGAGGAUUACAUCAGGAGGCUCAGAGGGAUUUUCCUCUUCCUGUUGUGGGUGGACCACCAGAGCAUCAGCUUCCUAAAAGGUCUGGACACACUAAUUUCAUUAACACCUUAUUUCAGGGAAACAUAUGGCUGAUGCAAAAGCAAAACAGAAAGGAUUUCAAAGAUUUGGGUGGCAAAAGGCACCAUUGCAGCCUUUUGGUCCAUGAGAUGUUCCAAAUGUUGGUGAACCUGACUCUCUAUGAUUUGCAGAGGUAAAAACUCUCAGCUGCAGAGGCUCAUUUAGCUCGUAAAGACAAACAACUAUAAAAACCUCAGAGAGAGCACCAGCGCGGCACACGUGUGUUUGUGAAUGCAGGGAAGGCUGGGAAAUGGAGGCGUCUCGUUAACACUGCGGGAUUCUCCUGCAGCGCAAGCGGGGCCCCCAUGUGCCAGGCAUGAGAGAACCAGCAACCCAAGGAGGAUCUUUUCACAGUUUCCAAAACGUCAUGUUUUCUUCUUCCCCCGCGGGCGAGGAAACCAGCUGCUGCUUAUGAGAGAUAUGUUUGUGGUUGCUUUAAUGGAGGAGUCCAUAAACGUGCUGCUGUUUUUCUGAAGCUACCAGUGAAGAUUGCAACUGGGAUUCCCUGGAAAACACAUCGCCUGCGUCCCUCGCACGUUUCUGAAAAAUGUUCCACCUGUGUGUGUGUGCGUGUGUAAAAUCACAGAUUUUCCAACAUAAAUGUUUCCUCUGCAUUAAUAUAACAGCAAGAGGUGUGAGAUAGUUUGCCUUGUGCUACAACAUCUGGUCCGACUAUAAUAUAAAACCAGUGGAAAUGUGCCAUAAAGCAUGUGGAGUAUUGUAACAGAAUGAGUGUUGCUAAUGUUGUGGCAGCACUCUGAUAAAUAAAUCCAUAUGACGCUAAUGCUGUAGCUCUGAUCGCUUCUCAGUGCCCCCGUGAUGAUGAGUUCAGGUCUAUUGUUGGGUUUCUAUUGAUUUCUGAAUAUUUAUUUUCAGAUAAAAGGGUAGGAAAAUACAAAGUCACACAACAGUAUUAUCAGUUGUGGACACAAUCCCAGACACUGGGCUAAAGGCAGGUCACGUCACACCCUGGACAUGUUGCUGGACCAAGGGCUGAUAAUCUGCCAUACAUAUUGUUUUGUGCUGUGGGAGAAAGCUGGAUUACUUAAAGUUUAGAAUCAAGGACAACAUGUCUUCUUGGCAUUUCUGGCUUUUGUUUGAUAGGACAUGAAAGUGAAAGCAGGAGACACACGGCUGGAUUAAACCCAGAGAUUGUCAGAUAAUAGAACUGGGAUUGUGAUGGGCAAAACAUUGUAAACCACUCACUCUCCCGGACCAAAGUCUCCAGAGAAAAUCUGCUUUUUUUUAAGCUCACAGAGGCUCGGGAGCUGCUGGUCCACUGCUUCCUUAUUUGAUGAGUUUGUAUCAUUGAGCUGAAUCCGUAACAAAGAUUUCAAAUAACCAAAGUCACAAAAUAACACCUUCAAGCUUACCCAAACAACUCCUGUAUGCCAUAAUGUAAAAUCACUGAUUUUCUCUUUUUAUGGGCUUUGGUUUAGAGAGUGAGUGGAGAAAGGAACUUUCCAGUUAGAAAAGGUGAGGUGAGGACAACGGUGGAGUUGUGGAUGCAUGACAUCAGGUGUGACCUGAGAGCUUGGUGCUGGGAUUCAUCCAUGCAGCAGCAGCAGCAGCAGCAUCCUGACCCUCACUGUGAACGCCUUGCUCUUAUAGCUCCUCCCUUGUCUAUAUAAUUUCUAGUUAAGCUGGACUUCCAUCAGAUUACUCCCUCACUGACUCCUGUUGUUUCACAGCCUUGCAAAUAAGAAGAGGAUGCUGGCGUCGUCUCUGUGGAUUAUUUUCCUCCUCAGCUCCAGUGUGUGCGCCAGGAAGCAGCAGCACGCAAAGCUGGCUGAUGAUGAUGAUGAUGAUGAUGGUGGUGAGUCCUGGCCGGAGAGCGUGUCCAGGGCGAGGUGUGCGUCCCGGUGUCUGAGUCUGCACAGCGUCGCUGCGCUCUCCACAUCGCUGCAGAAUAAUGGAUCCUUGGGCUGGUGUCAAAAUCAUAAACAGUGUGCAAAGUGCCUGGAGCCCUGCAAAGAUUCCUGGCCGAUGAAGAGGAAUAGGAAUAAUUGCAGAGACCUUUGUGAGCGUGUGUUUCCCAGGAAGCACUGGGAGUGUGUGACCAGCUGUGAGUUCCUCCAGUCAGUGUUGGCGGUGAAGCAGGGCAGCUGUCCGCCUCCAGACAGAGCCCGCGGUUUCGCGGCCGCCUGCGUCGAGAGCUGCGACCACGACCGCGAGUGCUCGGCUCAGAGGAAAUGCUGCUCCAACGGCUGUGGUCACACCUGCCAGUCUCCUAAAGACCUUUACAAGGGUUCUCCCCUGAAGCCGAGGAAAGAGCUGAGCUUCGAAGAACUCCCGCCCACAGAGCUGGAGGUGCGCUGGUCUUCCCGCUUCAACGUCUCUGCUGAGCCGGUGGUCUACGUCCUGCAGAGGAGGUGGAACUUUGGCAUCCAGCCCAGCGAGGACACCGCCACCUCCUGGCAGGAGGUUGCACAGACCACAGAGCAGAGAGUCAGACUGACCGACAUCCGACCUGGACGCUGGUACCAAUUCAGAGUGGCAGCUGUCAACACCCACGGCACCAGAGGUUUCUCUACACCCAGCAAGCACAUCCACUCCAGCAGAGACCCCUCCAGUCCUGCUGCUCCCACAGAACUGAGAGUGGCCAAUAUGAGCUUUGACCCCAGCAGGAUGGUGUCAGCCAGGCUCCAGUGGAGCAUGCCCACUGACCUCGACGUCCCUGUCCACCACUACAAGGUCAGCUGGAGCUGGACGGCCGUGGGGCAGUCGUCUGCAUCGUCCUUGACCAAGAGGAGGAAGACAGUCAGAGGGUGCCUGGUGGAGCUGGACAGCAUGCAGCUUAAUAGGAGCUACAGGGUGGAGGUCCAAGCUGUGUCCUACUGGGGACAAACUCAGCUCAAAGGACGUCGAGCCGUCCUCCACUUCACCACCCAGCGCAGAGUCCGUUCUGCGCCAAGCAAGCGCACAGGCGACGUCCUGGAUGUGGGAACGCCGUUCUACCAGGACGGACAGCUCCGAGUCCACGUUUACUGGCAGAGCAGCACUGAUCCUUCUGUUGAGUUCUACAAAGUCCAGUGGGGACCAGAGUACUGUGGACACAACCAGACCAGACCCAUGGAGAAGACCAGCACACAGGAGAACUUCAUCAGCUUGCACGGCCUCCUCUUCUCCUGCAAAUAUAAAGUCCUUCUCCAGCCAGUCAGCAGGAAGAGUCGUCUUCUUGCAGAAAGCACCAGCUUCUUCACUCCUUCCUGUGCCAGCAUCCAGGCCAAGAGUCCAAACCCGAUCACCUGUGCUGGAGAAACAUUGUCUCCUCAGAAGGUCCUGGUGAAGGCAGCCAACCUGACGGCAGCCUUCGAGUUGCACGGAGACAACGUCACGGCCAUCUUUCGCUGGGAUUCAUCCGAGGCUCUGGCGCACCAGCAGCUGACGGGUUACCAGGUGACGUGGGCGGAGCUUGUCCCCACGAGCCGUCGCAACAAAAACAACAACAACAACAACAAGCUGCCUCACGGCCUCAUCUCCCAGUCCCAGAUCCUGCCGCCGGACAGUAAAGUUGUGGUGGUGUCGGGCUUGAGACGUGCUAGUUUGUACAGGCUGGAGGUUCACGCCAUCACAGCAGAGGGUGAAGGUCCUGCAACCAGCAGAAACUUCGAGACUCCUGGAUACCAAAGUGCCGCAAAGCACAGAUCCAGGCUGAGGAAGCAUCAUCAUCAUCAUCAUCAUAAACGGCCAAACACAGAGAGACACUGAGUGGAGAGAGCCAAACACGGAGGAUUAUCAGAACUCAAGAAGAUGAGUGCAGCAUCACAACUGAAGCUUCUCUGCCCACAGUAUCUGUCAUUGACUGUUGUUAUUAUUACAGCUGCUACCAUUGGCUGUUCAUAAAAGUGGACGUUGUCUCCAUCCAUCCGGCCGUCAGUUUUUUUGAAACAGGAAGUUCACAGCCGUCAAUCACACCAGCGUCCACUCGUGUGUGCCAUGUUUUAUCUUCAACUUUCAACCAAAUUGACAUCAUGUUCAGUUGAAGAAGAUUGCGAUAGAAAAUCGUGUCAUCUCCCCCUGGUGGCUGGUCAAUAAAUAGUUUCUUUCCUGCUUAGAUUCACCCUACAAAUCACACAACUACGUCCACUUUUUACACACGGUCUAUGAACUGCAUGCCACCAUUGUUUGUAAGCGUUGUCAGCAUCUCUGUAUUGUUCCUUAAGUUGUAAUUUCCUUUUUUUUCCCCCCAGCAGCUGAUUCACUGUCUGUAGCUCCCUGUGAUCUGUAAAUGCUGUAUAUACUGUUUGUCAGUAUUUAUUAGUCGUGGCGUUUCUGUGUCUGGAAACUGGAAACAUGAUGCAUGUGUACUUUUGUGUGCGCUCAGCCUUUUGUAAACCUCAUGAGACCCCCCUCCCCCUGUACAAAGAUGUGUUGUUGUUUUUUUAAACUGAAGAUAAAAUUCCAUGUCGAUAUGUGUACAACCUA
This is a messenger RNA of Solea senegalensis (Senegalese sole), 6310 nucleotides long. RefSeq names its product anosmin 1a (gene anos1a). The record is from RefSeq and is a predicted model, not a curated record. Lineage: Eukaryota; Metazoa; Chordata; Actinopteri; Pleuronectiformes; Soleidae. Gene Ontology annotation, cellular component: extracellular region; cell surface. The transcript is spliced from 17 exons. Bases 3593 to 5593 code for a protein of 666 amino acids. Gene Ontology annotation, biological process: neuron differentiation. Gene Ontology annotation, molecular function: protein binding; peptidase inhibitor activity.